CACGAGGGCGUCGCGCGUUCACGCUUUCCCGUGUCACGAGCCUUAUCCGACCCGUGAGUGGAAGCUGGAGAAUUACAACGGACGUCAAUUAUAGAGGACAUAAAAUUUUAAACCAAGUUUAGUGCGCGAUAAAAAAGAAAGAGUGAAACCUCUCACUUUAUAUCGCUGGAUGACACGUGACACCUGUGAAUUAUUCUGGUCACCUGCUGAUGGACUCCAGUAUUUGAAUGAUAUUGCUAGCCAGCUAGGUAGCUAGCUGUUAAGCUAGCUUAACGGUUCGUGACUCGAAGUAACUUAACACUAUAUUAACGUACCAUAAUUUUAUGAACCCGUCUAACCGAAUUAAUCUUGGAGACAUUUAAAAUAGUUAACAUUUCUAAUUUCACCUAACUGUAGGUGUUAUGCUUCGCUUCUAGUCCUAGCUAGAUAAGGAUUGAAUGAAAUAACGUUAGCUUGCCGUAGCCAGCGGAAACGAGCCAGCUAAGCAGGAUAACGUCAACUUACCUUGCCAUCCAGUGAAUUUAGUUAGUGCUAUCUGAGCUAACCGGCCACGGACAUCAAGUGUCUAUAGUAACACAUCAGCCAGUCAAUCGGUCGUAAGUUGUAACGAGCGAGUGGAAGUGCGAAGCAGCUAGCUUCUCCUAAACGUCAAGUUGUCCAUCACCGCUCCAGCCCAGCGUGAACGGCUGACCAGCGUCCGCUCUGUUUUACGGAUAAGGCCGGAAUAAGGACAGAAACCUGCAAACAUGCCGGCUGUGUCCAAAGGAGAUGGAAUGCGGGGAUUAGCCGUUUUCAUUUCGGACAUUAGAAACUGUAAGAGCAAGGAGGCCGAGAUCAAACGGAUAAAUAAGGAGCUGGCCAACAUCCGCUCCAAGUUUAAAGGGGACAAGGCUCUGGAUGGAUACAGCAAGAAGAAGUACGUCUGCAAGCUUCUCUUCAUCUUCCUGCUUGGCCAUGACAUCGAUUUUGGACACAUGGAGGCAGUUAACCUGUUGAGCUCCAACAAGUACACAGAGAAACAGAUCGGAUACCUGUUUAUUUCAGUUCUGGUGAACAGCAACAGUGAACUGAUCCGUCUCAUCAACAAUGCCAUCAAGAACGAUCUGUCCAGCCGCAACCCCACUUUCAUGUGCCUGGCGCUUCACUGCAUCGCUAACGUGGGAAGCCGUGAGAUGGCGGAAGCCUUUGCCAGUGAGAUUCCUCGCAUCCUGGUUGCUGGUGAUACCAUGGAUAGUGUGAAACAGUCGGCUGCCCUGUGUCUGCUGCGGCUGUACAAGACUUCUCCUGACUUGGUGCUGAUGGGUGAAUGGACAUCACGUGUGGUUCACCUGCUCAAUGACCAACACAUGGGCGUGGUGACAGCAGCCAUCUCCCUCAUCACCUGUCUGAGCCAGAAGAAUCCAGAUGAGUUCAAGACCUGCGUUUCCCUGGCCGUUUCCAGGCUCAGCCGAAUCGUGUCGUCAGCCUCCACUGACCUGCAGGAUUACACCUACUACUUUGUGCCAGCACCAUGGCUGUCUUGCAAACUGCUGCGUUUGCUGCAGUGCUACCCUCCACCAGAAGAUGGCGCAGUCAAGGGCCGUCUGGUGGAGUGCUUAGAGACCAUUCUCAAUAAGGCCCAGGAGCCCCCGAAGUCCAAGAAGGUGCAGCAUUCCAACGCCAAGAAUGCCAUCUUGUUUGAGGCGAUUUCACUCAUCAUCCACUACGACAGUGAACCAAACCUCUUGGUGCGAGCCUGCAACCAGCUGGGCCAGUUCCUGCAGCACAGGGAAACCAACCUGCGCUACCUGGCUCUGGAAAGCAUGUGCACCCUGGCCAGCUCCGAGUUUUCCCACGAAGCCGUCAAGACGCACAUCGAGACGGUCAUCAACGCCCUGAAGACUGAGAGAGACGUGAGUGUCCGACAGCGAGCUGCCGAUCUGUUAUACGCCAUGUGUGACCGCAGCAACGCCAAGCAGAUAGUUGCUGAGAUGCUCAGUUACCUGGAGACGGCAGAUUACUCUAUCAGAGAGGAGAUGGUGCUGAAGGUGGCCAUCCUAGCAGAGAAGUAUGCAGUGGAUUACUCCUGGUAUGUGGACACCAUCCUCAACCUCAUCCGCAUUGCUGGGGACUACGUCAGCGAGGAGGUGUGGUACCGUGUCAUUCAGAUCGUCAUCAACCGCGACGACGUGCAAGGCUACGCCGCCAAGACUGUGUUUGAGGCCUUGCAAGCUCCUGCCUGCCACGAGAACAUGGUUAAGGUUGGAGGCUACAUUCUGGGGGAGUUUGGUAACCUGAUUGCAGGAGACCCACGGUCCAGCCCCCUGGUUCAGUUUAACCUGCUCCACUCUAAAUUCCACCUGUGCUCGGUGCCGACUCGGGCCCUGCUGCUGUCGGCCUACAUCAAGUUCAUCAACCUGUUUCCAGAGACCAAGGCCACAAUCCAAGAAGUGCUUCGCUGCGACAGCCAGAUCCGUAAUUCAGAUGUGGAGCUCCAACAGCGUGCUGUGGAGUAUCUCAAGCUCUCUUCCAUUGCUAGCACCGAUGUCCUGGCCACUGUCUUGGAGGAGAUGCCUCCUUUCCCAGAAAGAGAGUCAUCAAUUCUGGCCAAGCUGAAGAAGAAGAAGGGUCCAGGAGCUGUGUCUGUGACAGAGCUAGAGGACGGCAAACGGGAGGGCGGGGAGUUAAAUGGAGGGGCCGACCGAGGGCCAGAUACUUCAGUCAUGGCUGCUUCUAAUGCCUCCACUCCGUCUCCAUCAGCUGACCUGCUGGGGAUUCGUUCGGCCGCUCCGGUCAGCGCCGCUCCGGCCAGCGCUGGCAGCCUGUUGGUGGAUGUGUUCUCGGAGGCGGGGCCGGCUGCACCUUCUGCGGCUGUGAACGAUGAUGGCUUUCUGAGAGAUCUGGAACAACCCACAGAGACCUCUGACUCCUUAUUGGUGGAGGGUUCUGGUGACUCUGACUCUGCUCCUCCCUCUGAGGAUCCUGCUCCUCCUCUGUCUGAAGCAGACGAGCUUCUUAACAAGUUUGUGUGCAAGAACAACGGCGUUCUGUUUGAGAAUCAGCUGCUACAGAUCGGCAUCAAGUCAGAGUAUCGUCAGAAUUUGGGGAGAAUGUACUUGUUUUAUGGGAACAAGACGUCAGUGCAGUUUGCCAGUUUCACCACCACCGUGAGCUGUCCUGGAGAGCUUCAGUCUCAGCUCAAUGUUCAGAGCAAACCAGUGGAACCACUGGUGGAAGGUGGAGCCCAGAUCCAGCAGGUCCUCAACAUCGAGUGUCUCACUGACUUCUCAGAUGCUCCGCUGCUCAACAUCAAGUUCAGAUAUGGAGGAGCUCUGCAGAACCUGACCCUGAAGCUGCCCGUCACCAUCAACAAGUUCUUCCAGCCAACUGAAAUGUCCUCGCAGGACUUCUUCCAGCGCUGGAAGCAGCUCAGCCAGCCUCAGCAAGAAGCACAGAAGAUAUUCAAGGCCAACCAUGGCAUGGACACAGAAGUACUCAAGGCAAAGCUGCUGGGAUUAGGGAUGGCUCUGCUGGACAAUGUUGAUCCAAACCCAGAAAACUAUGUUUGUGCUGGAGUGAUUCAAACCAAGGGCCAGCAGGUUGGCUGUCUGCUCAGACUCGAGCCCAACGCACAAGCACAGAUGUACCGUCUGACUCUGCGCUGCAGCAAAGACUCUGUGUCCAGGCGUCUCUGUGAGCUGCUGGCCGAACAGUUCUAGAGGUUGUAGCUCUGUCGUGACCAGUGCUCCCACCAUCCCCACCAGCGACCGCUCCCUCGAGCUCUCCUGCCACACCUUUCCCUCCAGCAAAGAAUCUUUGAGUUUAAAAAGGAAAAAAGAAAAAAGUGUAACCUACAUAAGGGAAGAAGCAGCGGCUGCUUCAGCAGCAGCAGCAAUAUUAUCGUCAUUAUUCAUGUCCCAGCUUCUGAUUCCAGCUCAUCCUCUACUUGUUUAUUAACAUGAUGCUAUGAUCUUGUUUUUGUUGGUUUAUCUGUGUAGCUGGUGUGUGUGUGUGUCUGUGUGUGUGUGUUUCAUUCUGCUCCUUCCUGACUAUAGCAGUGUUGCUUUGGGUGUGUGUGUGAGUGUGCACGAGAGAUUUCAUACGUAGAACAUUCCUGGACAGUGAAAUGGGAGAAGCUGUUAGUUGCUCGUGCGCACACACACACACACACACACACACAGGGGCGCAAGUUAAAGGCCUCUGAUUCCCACUUAUUGGACGAGACCUGAGGGUUCCUCCAGCAUUCCCAAUGAAAAUGCACUUCCAGUGUGGGGAUGGUCUCCUUGCUGACCCCUCCCCCGUUACUCCCAUGAAGCCCUGCGAGCCCGUGUCAGUCUAACGAAGCUGUUUGUGUGUGUAAAUACGUGCCAGUGAAUCCUUGUUUCUGCAGACAUUCCUGUCAUGCGUGUUCAGAGCGCUAGCAACGACUUCAUCCAGGCUGCUCGGGUUAGAAGGAUGGCCCAGAACGGGCGCUAUGGCAACGGUGGCCACUGGGAUGAGUCCCUUAUCGUUCCAGGUGGGAACUGUUGUUGAUCAGAAGUCGGAGAGUUGAUCACUUCUUCUCCUAAAACGGAAAAACCAAACAUGGUUUUAUCCAGGCGAGAUUUUAAGUGCUUCUUAUCCACAAGAUACCACAGGGAGGACGUUCCUGCUUUAACCGUUGUUCGACGAGUCGGCGUUCCACCUCGGUCUGUAAGCGAGACGCGAUCAGGGAUGACUACAUCUGGAACGUGGAGGGCGUCGCUGCUAGUUCGGCUUGUUUAACCAGUCAGUCCCAACAUCAUAGAACAGAUUAAUGCCAUAAAUGGGUUUAUAUUUUACACUACCAACUCAGUCCACGCCGCACAACUCCUGAACGCUUCAGCUGACUCAUACAAGCACUGGUGAUGUGGAGGACAUGACGCCCAGAUGUCUGUCCACCUACAGGGACCCUGUAAAUAUACCUGUGUGAAUGUGGGCGUGGCUGGAAGCAGGUGAGGAACAAACAUUAUAAAUCAGGACGUUGAACUUUAUAGUGGAAAAUGUAGUCACUUUUGUGUGUGUUUACAUGAGUGUGUGUGUGUGUGUGUGUGUGUGUAUGUAUGCAGUAUCCACUAGCAUAUGAAACCUCAUGUAUCGAUGUUAACUGUCCAAUACCUGUGUUAGAAUUAAGAUUUACUCUGUAAUGAAAAAAUGUGAAAGUAAAACUAUGCCAUAUAUCC
Messenger RNA from Melanotaenia boesemani (Boeseman's rainbowfish), 5180 nucleotides. It is a transcript of the gene ap2a1, whose product is annotated as adaptor related protein complex 2 subunit alpha 1. The transcript has 22 exons. Gene Ontology annotation, cellular component: AP-2 adaptor complex; membrane coat. The record is from RefSeq and is a predicted model, not a curated record. NCBI's taxonomy places the organism in Eukaryota, Metazoa, Chordata, Actinopteri, Atheriniformes, Melanotaeniidae. Bases 747 to 3698 code for a protein of 983 amino acids. Gene Ontology annotation, biological process: intracellular protein transport; clathrin-dependent endocytosis. Gene Ontology annotation, molecular function: clathrin-cargo adaptor activity.